Malania oleifera is the source of this 1805-nucleotide messenger RNA. RefSeq names its product formamidopyrimidine-DNA glycosylase. Gene Ontology annotation, cellular component: nucleus. The coding region runs from base 112 to 1524 and encodes 470 amino acids. Lineage: Eukaryota; Viridiplantae; Streptophyta; Magnoliopsida; Santalales; Ximeniaceae. Gene Ontology annotation, molecular function: damaged DNA binding; DNA-(apurinic or apyrimidinic site) endonuclease activity; zinc ion binding. Gene Ontology annotation, biological process: base-excision repair. The transcript has 11 exons. The record is from RefSeq and is a predicted model, not a curated record.
AUCUCUUUUAAAACCACGCCCAAUGCAGAGUUCGCUCGGACGGCCCUGCAUUUUCAUACUUACUGGCACUUACCCACUGACGCAUUUGGCAGAGGAAGAGAGCAGAACGCCAUGCCGGAGCUUCCGGAGGUGGAGGCGGCGAGGCGAGCGGUGGAGGAGCACUGCGUGGGGAAGAGUAUCAAGAGAGCGGUUGUCGCGGACGACUCCAAGGUCAUCGAUGGCGUCUCCCCCGAAGACUUCCAGGCCUCCCUUCUCGGCAAAACUAUCGUUUCCGCUCGCCGCAAGGGCAAGAACAUGUGGCUCGAGCUCGAUUCGCCUCCUUUCCCUUCUUUCCAGUUCGGCAUGGCUGGUGCUAUAUACAUUAAGGGAGUGGCAGUUACAAAAUAUAAGAGGUCUGCUGUAAAUGAUACUGACGAGUGGCCUUCCAAAUAUUCCAAGUUUUUUAUUGAGCUGGAGGAUGGUUUGGAACUGUCUUUCACUGAUAAAAGGCGAUUUGCUAAAGUCCGCUUGCUCAAAGAUCCAGCUGCUGUGCCACCAAUAUCUGAGCUUGGUCCAGAUGCACUUUUGGAACCUAUGACAGUGGAUAAAUUCAUCAGCUUCCUGAGCAAGAAGGAGAUUGCAAUUAAGGCUCUUUUGCUUGAUCAGCAUUGUGUUGCGGGCAUUGGAAAUUGGAUUGCAGAUGAAGUACUAUACCAAGCGAAAAUUCAUCCACUGCAAAUUGCUGCCAGCCUGUCCCAGGAAAACUGCAUAGCGUUACACAAGAGCAUCAAAGAGGUUAUUUGCUAUGCGGUUGAAGUUGAUGCUGACUGUAGCUACUUUCCUCUUGAAUGGUUGUUUCAUUUCCGGUGGGGAAAAAAGCCUGGACAAGUUAUUGAAAAAUCAAUUGAAGUUGGGGCCGAUAGUAGUCAGUAUCCUAGUAAUUGGAUUUUCCAUUCCCGGGAAAAGAAGCCUGGCAAGGCUUUUGUCGAUGGAAAGAAGAUUGAAUUUAUCAGUGCUCGUGGCAGGACCACAGCGUAUGUACCAGAGUUACAAAAGCUAAGUGGAACACAAGCUGCAAAAUCAUCUGGUAAAUCGAGAAAACAGGCUUCUAAGAAAGACAAAGAUGUGGAAGGGGAGGAUGCUGUUGAUGAACCUGGAGAUGAGGAAGAAGAAAUUACAGCAGGAGCCAAAUCGAAGAAAAGGCAAAAUACAACUAGAGGCAAGGGAAAGAAACCUCCUGCAAAAAGAAAGGCCAAGGAUGGCGACGCUGGUGAUGAGGAUGACGAUGUUGAUGACAAUGACAAUGAUCAAAAGAAGAUAAGCAAGGUGAAAAAUGCAACUAGAGGUGGAGGUAGGAAACCUCCUCCAAAGAAAUCUAAAGGUAGAGACAAUGAUGAGGAUGAUGGCGAUGAUGAUGGCAACAGUGAUGAUCAAAAGGAGACAACAAGGAAGGUGGCUAAAAUGAAAGAGAGUAAGAUGGAAAAAACAUCCAGGAAAAAUGUGGAAACCAGUCAAGCAGCAAGGCGGGUCAAGAGGAAGAAGUAGGCUUUGUAAUACUGCACCUUAACUCUUCAUCCAAAUCCCGGAAGGAGAGAAUAUCGCAAGUUUUCCGCUGGUGUAGCCAUGUUACAUCCUCUCUUUUUGUUGUGGAAUUCAACAGAGCGAAUCCCAGUUUUGUCAUUGGCUGUCUUUUUUCCUGUUCCAGUGGUCAAGCAUGAUUUGUAGCAGUAUUUGUGCAACUGACUGGAAGCACCCCUCUUAAGUACUUUUGAGGAUCAUCUUUAAAGAUGCUAUGCUAAUGGUAUUCCUGAAGUCCUUUAUUAUCA